This is a messenger RNA of Nymphaea colorata (pocket water lily), 3639 nucleotides long. RefSeq lists its product as uncharacterized. The record is from RefSeq and is a predicted model, not a curated record. NCBI's taxonomy places the organism in Eukaryota, Viridiplantae, Streptophyta, Magnoliopsida, Nymphaeales, Nymphaeaceae. The transcript is spliced from 2 exons. Bases 1325 to 2374 code for a protein of 349 amino acids.
UUUCUUCGACAUCUCCUCCUCCCUUUUCUUUCCAGUACACUUGAAAGGCUUUAUUGAACAUAAGGGAGAAGCGGAAUUAGGAAAUUUAUUGUUCGUUGUUACUUUAAAUCGUCUUUUGUUUAUAAAGUCGACUUUUUGUUGGUACCGACGUUGUUUAUUUCCAGUAAUCAUCAAAACAUUUUAAUUAUAUUAUACAUGGUCUCAUUUGAUUUUUAAAUGAUCUGUUCUUCACAUAAUUGAGUUUUCAUAAGUACCCAAUUGCUUAUUAGGCGUUGGUAUACCAAGAGCUGGUUUGUUGGGAAGCAAGGAAAGCUUGUAUUGAACAAGUUCUCGUUUCAUACCAUUAUCUUUGCACUUACUUUCUUGACUUUUCUGGGCCAAUAAGGUGUGUUAUGGUGCCGAGUGUUUGUGUUGUUUUCAAGUUUCAACAACCAUGACAUGGUAGAAUUCUGUUACUCUGGUGUCCACGUCACACGAAUUCUCCACUUUUGCUCCGUCAUGGUGCCCCCUGAACAAAAAUCACGUUGUGAAUUCCAUAAAAACUGUUGAAAUCUCCAUACUGGUUGCUCCCUCUGUGGGUGCAGUUGGCAAGGCAAGUCUAUGUUGAAGGUACAUCUCGUCUACCAUGAAAGUUUGUUCGGGGCUGAUCAAGGAUGUAAGUUGUGGUGAACGGAGGGGAACAGGGAAAUAGUUAAACUUCUGAUGCAACACAGGCGCACUUGACUCCUCAUGGUUGCAUAAUGCAACAAGGAUGACAUGUUUGCAGAAUUUUGAUGUGUAGGGUGUAGCUGUUUAUGCGAGUAUGUAAUGAAGAUAUUUUCAUCCACUACGGAUCUGGCAGGUCGAUGAUGUAGGAUGUGGAGGUAGCAGAAAUAUUCAAAUUUAUGAGGCAUCAUGUGCUCCUGAUUGAUUAUGCCAAAAUGACAAGCAUGACUUGUUGACUCAAUUCUUGAGUGUUUAGUCUGUGGCAGCUGGAAAUCUCUUUACCUAUUGCUCUCAGUUAAAAAAUUACAAAAACGAAAGCAUUCAUUUCGAAGAACAAAGAGCGAUUAAUCAGGUCCAACAACUCCACAUUACAUGUUUGACACCUCAUUUGUUGACUCUAUUUGUCAAUUGAUCUGUUUAGCUGGUGGAAGAUUUUGUUUCUGGCUAUGUUUUGGUAAUUAAAAUGUUCUUUAUGGUAUCUGUGGUUGGUCAAUGUGGAAUACUACCAGAUGUAUCCUGAUUCAAAUCAGAGCAUUUAUAGUUGCAACUUGCAAGGCUUACCUGGACUCAUCAACUCAAGAAUUUAGGCUUAUAGGUCUAUUCUUUAGGGUAGCAUUUGAUGGGUCGGAAUUUUCCUGUAGCACAGGAAAUAUGUUUCGAAUUUAAAAAAUUUUUCCGGUUUAUCAAACGCGGAAUUUUUUUUUUUACCAUUAAAGGUGGAAACAGAAAUAUAUUUCUGGAAAAAUGUUUCCAGCCAGGGGUGGAAACAUUUUUCCGGAUUUUUUUUUUUUUUUUUACCGUUAGGAGGAAGAAGGGACGCCGAGGAAGAAGGCAAGGAGGGAGGAGGAAGAAGGGAAGGAGGCGGAGGAAGAAAGGAGGGAAGAGGAAGAAGGAGGAAGAAAGGAAGGAGGGAGGAGGAAGAAGGGGGCGAGGGAGGAAGAAGGGACGCAGAGGAAGAAGGGUAGGAGGGAGGAGGAAGAAGGGAAGGAGGGAGGAGGAAGAAAGGAAGGAGGGAGGAGGAAGAAAGGAAGGAGGGAGGCAGAGGAAAAAGGGAAAGAGGGAGGAGGAAGAAGGGAGCGAGGGAGGCGGAGGAAAAAGGGCAAGAGGGAGGAGGAAGAAGGGAAGGAGGGAGGAGGAAGAAAGGAGGGAGGAGGAAGAAGGAGGAAGAAGGGAAGGAGGGAGGAGGAAGAAAGGAGGGAGGAGGAAGAAGGGGGCGAGGGAGGAAGAAGGGACGCGGAGGAAGAAGGGAGGCGGAGGAAGAAGGGAAGGCGGGAGGAAGAAGGAGGGAGAGAAGGUUAGUCUUUGUCUUCCUCCAGCCACAUCUUCUUUUUCCUCCGCCUCCCUUCUUCCUCCUCCCUCCUUCCCUUCUUCCUCCCUCGCUCCCUUUUUCCUCCUUCCUCCUCCCUCCUUCCCUUCUUCCUCCCUCGCUCCCUUUUUCCUUCUUCCUCCUUUCCUUCUUCCUUCCCCUCCCUUCUUCCUCCUCCCUCCUUCCCUUCUUUCUCCGCCUCCCUUCUUCCUCCCUCGCUUCCUUUUUCCUCCUCCAGCCACAUCUUCUUCUUCCUCCUCCUCCUCUGCAAAGGGUUUCAAAGCAACCCACCAUUUCCACCAAUUCUUCCUCCCUCGUCAUCAAACAAUGAAAUUUGUUUCCAGAAAAAUAAUUCCAAGUUAACAAACACAACGUGGUUUUGGAAAUAUGAAAAUUUAUUUCUCAUUCACCAAUUCCAGAAAUAAAUUUCUGGAAACUUCUUUCCAUAAACAUAUUUCCAGCCAUCAAACGCUACCUAGGCAAAUCAUUGGGCUUAGUGCAAGCCUGUUAGAAGAUUUUCCUUACAGGCAGAGGCACAAGAAACAAUGGUGUGUAUGCCAAUUUAUGUCGUCAACCAAGCGUGUGAUUCUUCUUUUUUACGAAGUUUGACAAUUGUUGAGAUUACUCUACUGCUUUGCUGGAUAAAUUAGCAUUGUGUGAACCAACUGGAGAAAGUGAUAAUGGUUACUCACUAGAACAGAACCUAAUUCUAUGUAAGUCUUCCAGAUUGUCAACUAUGAAGUUAAAAUUUUCACGUUAUACACAAACACGUAGCACACACCAUUGUAACAAGAUAGAAGAGGGUGUCAUCUGUCUAAAGCUGGCUCAGACACCUGGCAGUAAUGUAUUGGAAAACCAUAUUCAUUUUCUCUUUGACUUUUAUAGUGUUACCAUUGUGGUGCCCUCCAUGUUCAUCUAAUAUUUUAUUUGCAUUGGGGACAUUUUUUCAUAGUUUUUGGCACGUGUGAAAAGAUAUGAGAUGCUUCAACUUCAGCAGUCAAUUGCUAUUUUUGCCAGUCUAUGGAUCCUUAAAAUCACACUAUGCUUUCCACGUUAGAGAAAAAUAAUGAAUGGAUUCUCCCUUCCGAGUGUGUACUUGAUUUCAUUCAUAUGCCAUCUCAGUAACAAAGUUGAUAAGGAGUGUAUAAUCUACUGUUAGUAUUCUGGUUAUAUACCUAACACGGAUCUUCUACUAUCUGUAUAUACUAACUUUCAGCUUAUAUAAUGAUGGGCUGUAAAAUUAAGCUAAUCAAUGCUAGGAUGCUGAUGGACUCCUAUAGCAGAAAGGAUGAUGAUGUCACUUAAGUAGCUGAUCAGAAUCUUCGUUUGACAAUACAGGAUGAUGGACUCCAUAUAGGCUAAGUGGCCAGCUUGCAGACAAUAUGAGAAAUUUCUGUUGUUGUGGAGUUUUAUUAUUUUAUGGUUUGGUUUGACAGGCUCUUAGAUACUGUACAAUUAGAUUUUCUGUAUCCAGCAAUAAUAUUAUGUUCUGUCUUAAAGGUUUGAUGCUCUAACUACCAAAAGUAGGAGUGAAGAUCCUAGCCGUUUGGUUCCUUGGAUUAUGUUACCUCUUUCUUAUACAUUUUUUACUGCUCUUAUACAGUGAGACUGACCUGGUAAUGAUCUUU